AUGUCUGCUUCUCUGUUCCGCACUGUUCUCGCCCGGCAUGGUGCUCUCGCUGCCAAGCGCUCGCUGGCUGGCAACAGCUUCGUGCGCGGCAAGGCCACCCUGCCCGACCUGAAGUACGACUACGGCGCCCUGGAGCCUUAUAUCUCGGCCCGUAUCAUGGAGCUUCACCACUCGAAGCACCACCAGACCUAUGUCAACGGCCUCAAUAGCGCUCUCGAGGCAAUUGCUGAAGCCGAGGCCAAAGGCGACUUCACCAAGGCGGCGUCUCUUGCCCCUCUGCUCAACUUCCACGGUGGUGGUCACCUCAACCACACCCUGUUCUGGGAAAACCUUGCUCCUGCCAGCCGCGAGGGUGGUGGUGAGCCCGAUGGUGCCCUCAAGAAAGCCAUCGAGGCUGACUUCGGCUCCUUCGAGACCUUCCGCAAGCAAAUGAACGCGGCACUCACCGGCAUUCAGGGUAGCGGCUGGGCGUGGUUGGCGAAGGACAAGGACAGUGGCAACCUCGCUAUCGUGACUCGUGCCAACCAGGAUCCUGUCACGGGUCAGCUUGUGCCGCUCAUGGGCAUCGACGCCUGGGAGCAUGCCUACUACCUCCAGUACGAGAACCGCAAGGCCGAGUACUUCGAGGCCAUCUGGAACGUCAUCAAUUGGAAGACGGUUGCCCAGCGCUUUGAGAAGGCCUAA
Thermochaetoides thermophila DSM 1495 is the source of this 684-nucleotide messenger RNA. RefSeq lists its product as uncharacterized. The record is from RefSeq and is a predicted model, not a curated record. Gene Ontology annotation, cellular component: mitochondrion. Gene Ontology annotation, molecular function: metal ion binding; superoxide dismutase activity. Gene Ontology annotation, biological process: superoxide metabolic process. Lineage: Eukaryota; Fungi; Ascomycota; Sordariomycetes; Sordariales; Chaetomiaceae. The coding region runs from base 1 to 684 and encodes 227 amino acids. The transcript has 3 exons.